Molecule: messenger RNA, 893 nt
Organism: Chinchilla lanigera (long-tailed chinchilla)
Lineage: Eukaryota; Metazoa; Chordata; Mammalia; Rodentia; Chinchillidae
Gene: Mrpl58
Product: immature colon carcinoma transcript 1
Exons: 6
Coding region: 36-656 (206 amino acids)
Biological process (GO): mitochondrial translational termination
Cellular component (GO): mitochondrial large ribosomal subunit
Molecular function (GO): translation release factor activity
Source: RefSeq, a predicted model, not a curated record
ACAAGAGCACACAGGAAGCCGCCUCAAAACCCAACAUGGCAGCCACUUGGUGCCUCCGCUGGACCUUGAGGAGAGUCGGAACCCAGGUGUUUUCGCUGCCCGCACCCUGCUCUCACCGGGCUCUGUACAAGCAAGCAGAUGGGACCGAGUUCCACAGCAUCUACAGUCUGGACAAGCUCUACCCCGAGUCCAGGGGCUCGGACACCGCCUGGAAAAUCCCGGAUGGUGCAAAACAGGCCAGCAAUGACAUCCCUAUAGAUCGCUUGACAAUUUCUUAUUGUCGGAGUAGUGGUCCUGGGGGGCAGAAUGUUAACAAAGUAAAUUCGAAGGCUGAAGUCAGGUUCCAUUUGGCAACCGCGGACUGGAUUGCAGAGCCCGUGCGGCAGAAGAUUGCCCUCACGCAUAAGAAUAAGAUCAACAAGUCAGGAGAGUUGAUUCUUACUUCUGAAAGCAGCCGCUAUCAGUUCCGGAAUCUGGCAGAUUGCCUACAGAAAAUCCGGGACAUAAUCGCCGAGGCCAGUCAGCUGCCCAAGGAGCCAACCAAAGAAGAUGCUCGGCUAAAGAGAAUCAGGAUAGAAAACAUGAAUCGGGAAAGGCUGAGGCAGAAGAAAAUAAAUUCUGCCAUAAAAACAAGCAGGAGGGUGGAUAUGGACUGAAAUCACCUCCUGCAGCCAGCAAGAACCUCAGGGACAGCUGAAGCAGAAACAGCACCAUGAGGAGAUCUCUUUUUCAUUUCUAUUUUUGCUGUUUAUCCUUGUCUGUAACAUUGGAACCCUCACAGAAAUGUUCAUUUGGAAUGAGGGUUGCAGGUCUUCAUAGAUGAUCAUCAUAUUGUCCAAUCCAAGUUACCACUGAAGGUCUUGUUACCUGCAAUAAACUUCUAAGCAAAUGGA